This is a messenger RNA of Menidia menidia (Atlantic silverside), 1564 nucleotides long. Lineage: Eukaryota; Metazoa; Chordata; Actinopteri; Atheriniformes; Atherinopsidae. The record is from the annotation of a GenBank genome assembly.
GGUAAUGCACCAUCGGGUCCAUUGGAGAACAAUAAAUAAAUAAUAGAGGGAAGAGAGGGAAGUUUGUUUCCGAGCGUGGUUUACGGCUGCUAUUUUAGGUUACAAAUUAGAACGUUUCUGGAUAUUAUACUAAAACUAAACUUAGGGAGAAUACACUGUUGGUAUUAUUUUCAAUUAUCCCAGGGGGACAUAAUCCCAGUAAAGGCAGUGUGGAAAUAUACAGAGAAGAAGAAGAGGCACAGGAAGAAGCAUGGCUGUAGACAUGCGAUUACCGACUGUUAGCAAAACGGUAUCUUUAUCAGUCUCUGCCUUCGACCGAAAAGAUCUGGUCGUCCCCGGAGAUGUUAUCACUUCAGACACCGGUUUCAUGAGGGGCCAUGGAACUUAUGUUGAUGAAGAGAAGUUGACAGCUUCUGUCGCCGGAGAGGUGCAGAGGGUGGACAAACUGAUAUGUGUCAGGCCACUUAAGACCAGGCAAGUUAUGUCUCCUAAACCAUUUAAUGGAGAGGUCGGGGACGUUGUUGUUGGCAGGAUUACAGAGGUACAACAGAAACGGUGGAAGGUAGAGACUAACUCCAGGCUGGACUCGGUGCUCUUGUUGUCAUCCGUCAAUUUGCCCGGGGGAGAGCUGAGGAGAAGAUCAGCAGAAGAUGAGCUCACCAUGAGGGAGUACCUUCAAGAGGGCGAUCUCAUCAGUGCGGAGGUGCAGUCUGUCUUCUCAGAUGGAGCUCUGUCACUUCACACUCGCAGUUUAAAGUAUGGAAAAUUGGGUCAAGGAGUGCUGGUACAGCUUUCUCCUUCUCUGAUCAAGAGGCAAAAAACACAUUUUCACAACCUGCCAUGCGGUGCAUCUAUCAUCCUUGGCAAUAACGGCUUUGUGUGGUUAUAUCCCACACCGGAACAACAGGAUGAGGAAGCGGGAGGCUUUUACACCAGUCUGGAGCCUAUUAGCCUGUCAGAUCGAGAGGUGAUUUCCCGGUUGAGAAACUGCCUUCUGGCCUUGGCUACUCACAAAGUCCUGUUGUACGACACCAGUGUUCUCUACUGCUAUGAAUCCUCCCUCCAGCAUCAGGUCAAGGACAUCUUGAAACCAGAGGUGAUGGAGGAGAUUGUGCUAUUGACACAACACAAGCUGUUGGAACAGGAAGGUUAAAUAUCCUGAAACUUAAAUUUGAAACCAAUAUUUCAUCUGGCAGCAGUGUGACGGGACCACGGACAAGACCACCGAAUACAUAUGCAGGGACGUAAUUGUCUUUUUUUCAGCCUAAAUGAGGCAACCAUGUUGUUUUUUUUAAUAUUAGCCAGAAAUCAUCCUUUUUUCCUGCUCUUGAAAAGGAUGAGUUUUGUCAUAACUCUCUCUUGUAAUUAGUUAAAGAGUUGCUCAUUAAACAAAUUAGUUAAAUCAGUUGUCUGUAACAUAAUUUCUGUAAUAUCUUUGCAUUCCUACUAAUCACAGUGUGGUCUUUAUUAAUAUUGGUUAAUGUAAACAGUUAAGACUGUUUGUGCCCGUCAGAACAGCUUCCUAAUGUCCCCCCUUCCCCCCAAAAAACAAAAAAAUAAAGAU